CAAUCUCGGCCCUUGCCCGUUGAACCCCUUAUCGUGUUGAAAAGCUUAUUCCAUCGGGAUGUUACGUUUCUCGGGUUGAAGUGGGACGAGGAAGAAGAUAUAUAUCUUCGCUAUUCCUAACGACCUCUGGUUUUAGUCUAUCUUUUUUCCCAGAGCCAGAGAAGUAGACGAGGAGAUCAAAAUGACGUUCAAGCGGGUGAGAGAGUAUAUCACUCAGCCAUAUGAACAUCCUGGUGAGGGGAGACUUGUGAGGAAACUUGAUUUCUUCAUCUUGACGUUUUGUUGUUUGAUGUAUUUUACGAAUUAUCUGGAUCGAUCGAAUCUGGCGAAUGCGUAUGUGAGUGGAAUGAAAGAGGAUUUGGGAUUUGUGGGAAAUCAGUAUAAUUUGAUUAAUACUGUUUUUACUGUGGGAUAUGUCGUCGGUCAAAUCCCCUCCAACUUGGCUCUAUACCAUCUCAAACCCCGCAUUUUCUUCCCCAGCAUGAUGAUCGUCUGGGGCGCACUCACCAUGAUCACCGCAUCUGCUCGUCACCCCCGCGACAUCAUGGUUAUCCGCUUCUUCCAAGGUAUCGCCGAGUCCAGCACUUUCGUCGGAACUCAUUACAUCCUCGGCUCCUGGUACACAGCCAGAGAAUUGGGCAAGCGUUCUGGCAUCUUCACCUCGUCCGGUCUAGCUGGUACCAUGUUUGGCUGGAGAUGGCUCUUCAUCAUCGACGGACUCAUCACGAUCCCAAUCGCCAUCUAUGGCUUGGUCCUAUUCCCCGACACGCCCAGCACGACAAAAGCCUUCUACCUCACCUCCGACGAACGAGCGCUUGCCAUCUCCCGAGUCCCAGAAGUACCAGAACGGCAGCCUUGGAAUUUAGCUUUCCUCAAACGCGUAUUCGGAAGCUGGUACUGGUACGGAUUCGUCAUGCUCUGGAUCAUCGCCGGAGAAACAGAAUCCUUCUCCUCGAACUCGCUUCUUGCUCUAUGGAUGAAGUCUACAAAAAGGUACUCGGUCUCUGAACUGAACAACUACCCUACUGGCGUCCCCGCUGUUGGUAUCGCAUCAACUCUAUUCUGGGCCACUCUCACGGAUUUCCUUGGAGGAAAGCGGUACCUUGUCGGGUAUUGGAUUGCCAUCACGGGCAUCGUCACAUCAGCCAUGAUCUUGAAUCCACAUGCCGGCACUGCAAGUAUCUUCGGGGCGUAUUACUGGGCCGGAACGGUGUACGCUUGUCAAGCCACUUUCUUCGCUUGGGCCAACGAUGCGAUGAGGUGGGAAGAGGAUAGUUUGAGAGCGGUGGUAAUUGCUAGUAUGAAUUGUGGCAGCAAUGCCGUGAAUGCGUGGUGGUUCACUAAAGGUAUGUAUGCGAUGAUUGGGACGUCGAUCGCGUUGGCGAUCUGGACGAGUGGGUUGUUGUAUCUCACAACGAGAGCAGAGAAGAAGAGGUUGGUCGAGGGACAAACUCAGGGAUCAGAUGAGAAGACCUUUGAGGUUGAGGCAAGUGGAGAUGUGAAGAUGUGAGAAGAUGAAAUCGGGCUCUUCAGAUUAGGAAACGUUGUACGAAUGGACUAGCUUAGGCUUGAAUCGUAUUGAAGUUGUCGAAGCACGAUGAAUAGAAAGAUACCCGUAUUUAGAUAGCAAGAAUCACAGUAGAAG
Messenger RNA from Mollisia scopiformis, 1645 nucleotides. RefSeq names its product MFS general substrate transporter. Gene Ontology annotation, biological process: pantothenate import across plasma membrane. The coding region runs from base 182 to 1510 and encodes 442 amino acids. Gene Ontology annotation, molecular function: pantothenate transmembrane transporter activity. The transcript is spliced from 6 exons. Gene Ontology annotation, cellular component: plasma membrane. The record is from RefSeq and is a predicted model, not a curated record. NCBI's taxonomy places the organism in Eukaryota, Fungi, Ascomycota, Leotiomycetes, Helotiales, Mollisiaceae.